AUGACUCAGUGUGAUCAAUGUAAUAAGAAUAUUACCAAAACAAGGCCUGGCGUGGAGUGCAAUCGCUGUGAAAAAUUGGUACAUCUGAGCACAGCAUGUGCUGGUCUUACCAACAAGCAGGUAUCUGCACUACGCGCAACGGACAGCCUAGAAUGGACGUGCCAGGACUGCCACAAUCAAUCGCCAAAAAGACGUUCAAUCGUAGUCCCAGAAGAUGACGAUGAUGAACCUCGAGCAGCUUCGUCUGCUGGUAAUUUUCAAAUUGACAUUAAAAAUCUCCUGGAGGACAUUUCGAAAGAAAUGCAAAAAACUAUAAGAAGGGAAAUAAAAGACAUACAUCAGACACUCCAAUUCCAUACAGAAAAAGUAGACGAAGCCAUGGAGAACCUAGAAGCUUGUCAAAAAACCAUUAUUGAACUGAAAAAGAAAAAUAUCGAACUUACGAAUAAAAACAGUAAUUUGGAAACUAGGUUAGCAGCCAUCGAGCAACGCAUGCAAGAUAUGGAGCAACACAAGCUUGCUAUGUGUGUUGAUAUUGUUAAUUUAACCCAAAAAGACAAUGAAGAUCCUAUGGUGAUUGCUCAAGAGAUAGCAGGUAAGCUAAAACAACCUACUAGCGACGUCAUUCAUGCUGAACGUUUACCUGGCAAGAAAGAACAUCCAGGACCAAUAAGGGUUCAAUUAAAAUCACAAAUCACUCAAGACAAAUGGUUGGAGACAUACAAACAAAUAACCAAAAAAAUCCCUGUCCCUGCUGCCAAGGGAGUCAUAACGGAGCAAGCUAAAAGCGAUGUCGAAACUACUUCGCUAGGAUUUAAGUCAAUAAUAAUCAGAGAAGCUUUGACAGCCUACAACAAACACUUACUAUGGAACGCGAAGCAAGAACUUAAGAGUACCUUUAAAUAUAUAUGGAUGAAGAAGGGAGUUCUUCGUGUACGCAAAGAAGGGCAGAAUGAAAAACCUAUCAUCAUCCACUCUAUAAAUGAUAUUAAACAGCUGAGAGAAUAA
Molecule: messenger RNA, 1008 nt
Organism: Parnassius mnemosyne (clouded apollo)
Lineage: Eukaryota; Metazoa; Arthropoda; Insecta; Lepidoptera; Papilionidae
Source: the annotation of a GenBank genome assembly